Molecule: messenger RNA, 2451 nt
Organism: Saprolegnia parasitica CBS 223.65
Lineage: Eukaryota; Oomycota; Saprolegniomycetes; Saprolegniales; Saprolegniaceae
Exons: 1
Coding region: 20-2389 (789 amino acids)
Source: RefSeq, a predicted model, not a curated record
GAAAAAGACGGUGGUGACAAUGGGGCUGGCCAAGCGCGUGCCCGAGAUCCUCGGGCUCCUCUUUACAGCGGCGACCGGCUCCCUCUUCUACUGCCUCGCGUUCUCCAAGUACAUUCGGAGCAGCGACACGGUCAACAAUAUGCUCGGCUACAACACGGCGGCGCUCACCCUGCACCAGCGCGUGCUGCCGUACUUGGACUUUGACGCCAUCUCGGCCGGCUACGGCACGCCCAUCACGUAUGAUAUGCUCAACAUGAACGAGACGGGCCUCUCGAUGCGCAUGCGGCUCUCGGCAGCCACGUCCGACCUCAAUCACAUGGUGACGCCAGGGUCUGCGCUCUUCUUCUCCAACACGGCCCUCUCGACGCUCGGACUCAACGUCUCGUCGUUUCCGGUUGCGUGCACGUGGGCGCGCAAUACGACCAAAGGCGUUAGCGUCACCACAAAGUACUCGACGUCGAUGGCCGGCAAGCCCAACGCCGGCGUCACCUGGGCCGGCAUCAACAACCUCCCGACGACGAUCAAAGCAACCACCAACGUCGCGACGCUCACGGCGGCGGUCGUGGAUGCACCGAACGGGCGUUGUCAGUACAACCUCAAGCUCUUCCACAGCGAAGCGUUUGAGCUAUGGACACCGAUCAUGAUGAGCUUCAACAUCUACGAGACGAAUCUGCAAGUGAUCGACGACGGCAGUCGGCCGCUCAAGUGGACCUUCCACCCGAACGAAGCAACAUUUAGCUGGUUCUUUUACCGGCAGCGGUCGACCGAGUUCAACAACAUUGCACUGGCUUCGCAGCUCUUGACGAUCUUGAUCAUCCUCUCUGGCUUUGUCCGCCGCGUGUCGUUCUCGACGCCGUCGGGGCACAAGAAGAGCCUCUUCCGCUUCUCGGUCGACCCGCUCUCGUCCCAGGCCAAGUACUACAACGCCGGCCUUGUCAACUUUUUAGAAGUCUACAUCAUCGUCGCGGACCGGUACAUGUUUUUCCGGACAGUCAACGCCCUCGACUUCUUCCUCGCCAACGACUGGGGCUUCUCGCGCUGGCUCAUGUACUUCAACUACGCCAACCUCAUGGGCAGCGUCUUCUGGUUCGUCCUCGGCAUGCACAAGGCGAUCGCGCUCCUGCUCUAUGGCAUCUCGUCCGUCUCGAAGCGGACGAUGGCCAUCAAAGCCAAGAAGCGUCGCCGCCUUAGCCACGUGCGCUACGACUCGAAGGGUGCCAAGAAGACCGACAUCAAGUCGCCGUCGCGCAAGACGAGUAUCACGACGACCAAACCGCCGUCGGGCUUCAACUCGUUUACGGGCCUCGAGCACCGCGAGUACUCGGGCAGCUUCCAGCGCGAGACGCCGUCCGACUGGAUCGUGCUGAUAAAAGAGGCGACGCGGCCCCGCCCCGACCUCAUCCUGGCGUGCAUGCUGCUCUUCCCGUCCCUCUACUAUGCGGGUUUCUUCGGCGGCGCAACGGCGUGGGCGCCAUUGAGUACGCUGAGCUACUCGGCCCUCGGCAGCAACCUCGGCGCCGACCUCAUGAUGUGGAACUUGAUUGUGUGCGCGGUCGUGACGCUACCGCUCAACGGGUUGUACCUGAUCUGGGAGUACCGUGGCAUGGCAGGCAACGGCUGGGUUCAAUUGCGCCAGCCGGCCCGCGCGUACUACAAUGACAUCGUGCUCCUCAAGCCCAACGAGCGCAUCGCGGUUGUGACCGAGGGCCAGAUCGACUCGAUUCUGGGCAUCAUCAAGCUCUCGAUGGCCAAGCGCCGGCUCCAGGAGCUCGGCGAGAAUGUGCAAGUCGCGUACUCGCUGACGAUCCACGAAGUCAUGCACGACUAUGUCAUUAGCGAGCUCGAAGCCAUCUUCACCGUGUUUUUGGCGGUCGACAUUGAGGCGACGUACGGGUGCCUCGUGCAGCACCCGGUCGGCCCCAACCCAUUUUACAAGCACCCGGUCUGCGAGAUUAGCAACUACCGCCACCGCGGCGUGCUCCUCACGUGGCCGCGGCUCACGAAACCUGGCAUUGACGAGUGGGACUUUCAGCAAAUGUUUCUGAAGCGCAUCCACCUCGUCGGCUCGUCCAACAACCCGACCUUUCUGGGCCGUAGCCCCGCGGUCACCAUCGACGAGACAAGGACGGUCAGCAACGGGGCCACCAAUUUCCCAACCGCAAUCCGCCCCAAGGUUACAGCUCUGCCCGAGCUCAAGAGCCCGCUGCGGUUGCAGUCGGCGCCGUAUGACGAGGCGUCGAACCGAACCACAGACGCGACCGACGCACCGCUCCGACACAACGUGUUUGCGGCCUCCGAGAUGCGUGCCAUGGACCCCGAUCGGAACAGUGAAGACCCCGAGGUGACGACGACACCCGUGUACGAGGCGAUGUCGCUGCGCGAGUCGUGACGCUAGCCCACGGACCCCUCUCUAUUCUAUUCGUGCAUACUGCAUGAAAUGCACUUGAUUCC